GCCAACUUCCUCAACAUGCUCUUGCAGGCCAACGACAUCCGCGAGGCCAGCCUGGCCGAGGACGCCGAGUGGUACCACGCGCUGGUGCGCAGCCUCGUGGCCGGCGACCCCCGGGUCUACCGCGCCGUGCUGGCCUUCGACGCCCACCCGCUGGCCUCCAAGCCCCGGCUGAUGCUGCAGGCCACGCAGGAGAGCGCCGAGAUCCUGCUGCAGGACCUCUCGGCCGCCGCCGGCCGCGGCAACCUCAGCGGCGACCGCCGGUGGUUCGACGCCCCCGAGCCCCCGCGGGGCUUCUCCCUGCGGAAGCGGCUGCUCCGCAAUGACCUCCGCAGCCUGGAGACCCCCAAGUGGAGCCGGGGUGACGGCUACGUGGGCGACGCGGGCCACGUGCGGUGGUCGCCGCCGUUCCUCGAGUGCCGCGACGGCAAGUUCCUGCCCUCCUGGAUGGUCACGCUCUCCUCCUCCUUCUACGGGCUCAAGCCAGACCUCAGCCCCGAGUUCAAGGGCGUCGUGCGGCUGGACGUCAAGCUGCAGGACGUGCAGCUCGACCCCUGCGCCAGCGGGCCCGGCUGGUUCGCCGACACGCACCGCUGCGACCUCAACAGCACGCAGUGUGUCCCCCAGGAGAGCCGCGGCUUCGUGCUCGGGAGCUACCUGUGCCGGUGCAAGCCGGGCUUUUACGGGGCCGGCGGUGCGGCCGGCGGCGCCGGGGCAGGUGGCUCGGCGCCGGCGCCCGGCGGCCGGCUGGCGUGCCGGCCCUGCCGGCCGGGCUGCGCCGCGUGCGUGGACGACGCGCCCUGCUUGAUCGAGGAGGCCGGGGCGCUGCGGGCGGCCGUCCUCUCCUGCCAGGCCGCCUGCAUGCUGGCCGUCUUCCUCAGCAUGCUCGUCUCCUACCACUUCCGAAAGAGCAAGCGGAUCCGGGCGUCGGGGGUCAUCCUGCUGGAGACCAUCCUCUUCGGAUCCCUCCUCCUCUACUUCCCCGUGUUCAUCCUGUACUUCAAGCCGAGCAUUUUCCGCUGCAUCGUCCUGCGCUGGGUGCGUGGGCUGGGCUUCGCCAUCGUCUACGGCACCAUCGCCCUCAAGCUGUACAGGGUGCUGAAGGUGUUCCUGUCCCGCACGGCCCAGCGGGUGCCCUACAUGAGCAGCGGGCGGGUGCUGAAGAUGCUGGGGCUGAUCCUGCUCCUGGUGCUGUGGUUCCUGGCGGCCUGGACCGUGGGGAUGCUGGAGAACGUGGACAGGAACAUCCCGCUGGUGAUCCGUUCCCAGACCGCCCGCGGCCUCCAGUUCCACCUCUGCGGCCACGACCGCUGGGACUACAUGAUGGUGAUCGCCGAGAUGCUCUUCCUGCUGUGGGGCAGCUUCCUGUGCUUCGCCACGCGCUCCGUGCCCUCGGCCUUCCACGAGCCCCGCUACCUGGGCAUCGCGCUGCACAACGAGCUCCUCGUCUCCGCCGCCUUCCACGUGGCCAGGUUCGUCCUGGUCCCCUCGCUGCACCCCGACUGGACCCUGCUGCUCUUCUUCGCGCACACCCACGCCACCGUCACCAUGACGCUGGUGCUGCUCUUCGUGCCCAAGCUGCUGCGCGCCGGCUCGCCGCUGCGCGAGGAGAUCGCGGCCGAGGUCUACGAGGACGAGCUGGACGCGAGGCGCUCGGGCUCCUACCUGAACAGCAGCAUCGCCUCCGCCUGGAGCGAGCGCAGUCUCGACCCCGAUGACAUUCGGGAGGAGCUGAAGAAGCUCUACGCGCAGCUGGAGGCGCACAGGACGCGGCGGAUGGCGGCCAGCAACCCGCACCUGGCCAAGAAGCGCGGCUCCCGGCGCAGCCUGGGCCGCUGCGCCCUGCGCCGCCCCGCCGGGCCGCCCGAGGCCGAGCGGGACGGCGCCGAGCCGGCCGGCCGCGGCGGCCGCGGUGGUGGCAGCCUGCGGCUGCGGGAGGGCAGCCGGCGGCGCCGCGCCGCGUCCUUGCGCAAGUCGCGCAGUGCCGAGGACCACGCGCGGCCGCCCGCCUCCCCUGCGAGGAAGACGGCGGCGGCGGCGGCGAAGGCUUCGGAGCCGUCCGACAGCGAGUCGCUGGAGGCCGCCCCGCUCGUCUGCAAGUCGGCCAGCGCCCAGGAGCUGGCGGCGGCCGGGCGGCCGCGGCGGGCGCCGGUGCGCAAGGCGCUGAGCCUGGCGGCCGGCGCCGGGCACGAGGCUGAGCUCCCGGCCAGGCCGGCGGCGCGCGAGAAGCCGGCGAGGCAGGAGCGGCCGGGCGCCCCGCGGGACCCCGGACCCCCCGGCAGCGGGGGCGGCGGGGGCUCCCCGCGCCGGGGCCGGGCGCGGAGGCAUGUCACCUACGCGCCCGUCAAGAGCGCCAGCGCGGACGGGGCGCUGCGGCCGGGGCGGGUGCGCGUGGCGGUGCGCAGGACCCCGCCGGUGCCCCCCGCGCGGCUCCAGAGCCUGGCGCCCCCCGCGCCCCCCCCGGCCCCGGCGCCGGGCUCCUCGGCGCCCGCCAGCCCGCCCCGGCCCCGGGAGGAGACCUGCAGCGGGGAGCAGCAAGCGGCGGGGGCGGCGGGCUCGGGGACGCCCCGCGGCGCAUCCGGCCCCGGCACCUCCGCCCCGAGAGCCUCCCUCAGGAGCCUCGGCUUAGCCCUCAAGGCCUUCAGCCGCUCCGGAGGGAGACGCGGCGGGAAAGGGCGAGGAGGAGGAGAUGGAGGCAGCGGCGGGGAGACGCCCUGGGCGGCGGCGGCCGCAUCCCUCAGGGGCCCCGGCCCGCGCGAAGAGGCCGGCACCGCGGCGCAGAGCGCGGCCCUGGGCGGCAGCGGCGGCGGCGGCAGCCCGGCGCGGGAAAACGCCGGGGACGCCCGCGGGAAACUCGCAGAGGAGCCCGGCCCUGCCAGCUGCGGCGCCCUGCGGCCGGCCCGGCACGAAGCGCCGGGGCCGCGUGCCAUCCCGGCCCCCGGGAGCAGCCGGGAAGCGGCGGAACCGCCCCGCGGAGCCACCGGCCCCGACCGCCGCGAUGCUCCGGCGGAGGCUGCCGAGGAGCCGGAGGCCGAGGCUCGAAAGGGAACCUGCCCCUGGGAGGCGAGCGAGGCCCUGCCGAAGACAGAGGGCAAAGAGAAGGAGAAGGAGCCUGCCGACAAGCGCACCACGCGCCCGGCGGCGUUCGCCAGCCCGGGGAAAGCCCUGGAGAGGGGCAGCGGCGAGCGAGCGGCCGUGUGCCCCUGGGAGAGCCCGGGCUCGGCGCAGCCGGCGGCAGCCCCCCGCGCCGGGAGCCCGGCUCUGCCCGGGCCGCCCUCGAGGGCCUCCCAGAGCCCGGGGACCCUAAAGGCCGAGGUCUGUCCGUGGGAGACGCGGGAGAGCGAGGACGGCAAAGCGGAAAUCUGCCCCUGGGAAGUGGCCGCGCCUCCCUCGGAUCACGGGAGAGCCAAGCAGGUUCCCGGGCGGGCGUCGAAGGGGGACAAGCGCAUCACGCGGCAGGCGGCGUUCGCCAGCCCGGCGAAGUCCCUGGAGGGGGGCAGCGGCGAGCGAGCGGCCGUCUGCCCCGGGGAGAGCCCGGGCUCGGCGCAGCCGGCGGCGGGGAGCCUGAAGGCCGAGGUCUGUCCGUGGGAGGCGCAGGAGGGCGAAGGCGGCAGUAAAGCAGAAAUCUGCCCCUGGGAACUGGCUGCGCCUCCGCCGGCUAGAGAGAAAUUAAGGCGGGCGGAAGGUGGUCUGCCCGCAGGGAGCAAAAGCACGAGCCCAAAUCAGAGCGUCUUCAAAGAGAGCACGUCCGAGAAGGAGAAAGGAAGCAGAGCGCGCGGGUCCGUCUGCCCCUGGGAGAGCGCGGGCACAGAGGACGCCUCCGCCGUGGAAGGCUGGAAAGCUGCUUCCAGGAAAUCGGAAAGCGCAGGGAGCCUGAAGGCUGAGGUCUGUCCGUGGGAGAGCCCGGACACGGAGGAGCCGGCCGCCCAGCCCUCGAGGAAACCCGGGAGCCAGCGGGCAGACGUCUGCCCGUGGGAAACCGCGGGUGCCGCUGCCGGCGUUAGAAGCGACGUCUGCCCCUGGGAAGGGACGGGCGUCCCGCUGGACGAGCCAGGCCGAGAGGUUCCCCAGCGAGCAAGGGCAGCAGGCGCCUUUGCACGGCUGGAGUUUGGGAGCAGCCAGCGGGAGUCCGUCUGCCCUUGGGAGAGCAUGGGUGCGGAGGAGCCCUCCCUAAAAAAUGGGACGGGGAAAGGCCCAUCCAAGGGGUCCAAGAGCACGGAGAGCAGGAAGUCUGACAUUUGCCCCUGGGAAGAAGCAACAGAGCCCAAAGCCGUGGAGAAAGCCAGCGUCAAAGCAGACGCGCGCCCACGGGGAGCAGCGCCAGCGUCCCCCGCCGAAGCCGGAAAGCCGGUGCCAGGAGCUGGUGCCACGUCUCCGACGGCCCCGCUGAAAAAAUCCAAGGGCAAAGCUGCAAGUGAGGCUGAGCACAAGCCGCUGUGCCGCAUCCUGCCGGGCGUCCAGCCCCCGCGGGGCCCGGGCCGAGGCAGCAGCCCCAGGGCCGCCUCGCUGCCAGCGAGCGGCAGCCGCAGCGCUGGCACAGCCGCGGUUUGUCCCUGGGAAGCGGAGGCGGCUCCCCCAGGCCCUGACAAGCCCAGCCCGGGAAGCAGCAAACCCUCCGCAGCGUGUCCGCGGGAGGCGGAGAGCGCAGACCCCAUCCCGGCCCGCCGCGGGCAGGGCAGAGCCGGGGAGAGCCCCGGGCACGGAGGCGGCGGCGCAGCCCAGACCGACCCAGACGUCUGCCCCUGGGACCACGAGUAG
Rhea pennata is the source of this 4755-nucleotide messenger RNA. RefSeq names its product G protein-coupled receptor 179 (gene GPR179). The coding region runs from base 16 to 4755 and encodes 1579 amino acids. Gene Ontology annotation, cellular component: membrane. Gene Ontology annotation, molecular function: G protein-coupled receptor activity. Lineage: Eukaryota; Metazoa; Chordata; Aves; Rheiformes; Rheidae. The transcript has 12 exons. The record is from RefSeq and is a predicted model, not a curated record. Gene Ontology annotation, biological process: G protein-coupled receptor signaling pathway.